Messenger RNA from Porites lobata, 19184 nucleotides. The record is from the annotation of a GenBank genome assembly. Lineage: Eukaryota; Metazoa; Cnidaria; Anthozoa; Scleractinia; Poritidae.
AUGAUUUUGACAAACACAAUCUUGCUUCUACAAGUGUUACUGAUGCAAUUCGUCUGGAGUGAAAGUCAGAAAUCAGUGAACCCGUUGCAGAGAAGAUAUAUGAGUGACUCAGACGCCGUAUGUAAUGAUAAUUCCAGAGCAACUUUCUUUAUCGGAGUUCAGUCGAGUAACAAAUGGAUUCUGUUCUUUGAAAGCGGAGGGUUUUGUGCUUCGUUGGUGGACUGCAAUAAGCGGUACUUGAAUGAAAACUCGACGGUGUUAAUGACUUCGACAUUGAUGCCCAAGGAAGUAAUUGGAAGGGAUUUGUUAUCCUCAUCUCAAACUGAAAAUCCGUCUUUUUAUAAUUAUCGUCAUGUUCUUGUACCGUAUUGCAGCAGCGACUUAUGGCUGGGACAGAGGACAAAUCCAAAGGAACCGUUCCGUUUCAUCAACGAUUCCUCUGUUGAUAAUUUCAGCUUUAGAGGUCAAACGAUUUUCCGUACUCUCUUCACGGAUUUACUUAGGGAAUACAAUCUCCGAGAAGCGGAGGAAAUUGUCCUUUCUGGUAGCAGUGCUGGGGGAAUCGGUGUUCUAAAUCACGCAGGCUGGGUCUUGGACCACGUGAUUAAAGCUCAAGGUUUAAAUGCUAAAUUAAAAAGUAUUGUCGACUCGGGAUGGUUCAUAAACUUUCAGGACACUUUGGAAGCCAAAGUUAGACCCAGAUUUAUGUCAUUUGCGAACAUUACAUCGGCAGCUUGUCAAGAUACAUCACGCGACUACAUUUGCUGCCCUUCGGCAUCGUGUAUGAUAGCGCGCGGGUAUUAUCCCUCGGACGUCCCGUUACUUAUAGUCUCGAGCAUAUACGACCUUUUUAUGCUUGGGGAUGUUUUUAGUGCACAAGACACACAAGAAAAUACUGCAACAGAUAACUCUGCAGAUUAUUUAACCCUCGUUAGUAUGUAUGGUGGGGCAAUGAAUGAAUCUAUCAGUCUGAUAGGAACUCAAGCUUCAAAUGUGAGCAUUUUUGCGCCGGCCUGCUUUCAGCACAUUUAUCUGUCCACAUCAAGUUUGUGGGAAGAGGGAGGUGUUUUGCCACCUUCCGCUGAAGUUGGACGCGGCCCGGCCAAGUACAGGUAAGGCUAGUGUGAAUGAAAGUUAAAUUUAAAUGAUUGUUUGUAUCGUGGAAACGAAUAGAUCAUUUUGUUCAGAUGACUUAGAUAUUGUUCGAAAAAAUUCCUCUAUUUAUUUAAAGUAUGCAGCACUAUUGUUGUUGCUGUAGAUCCCCAUAAUAACUAGGAUUGUUAUAUAGCUGGAAACUUUUUCCUAACAGCGCACGCUCUCUGGUUAUUUCGAAGUCACUUUAAAGUUUUACGUGCCAGUCUAAAGUAAUACGUGCCAGUGUGCAAGACUGAUCGUUUUAAAAAAUCUUUUAUUGUUAGCCAUGGCUUAAGAAUGUAAAUAAAUUUGUUUAAGUAUGUAUAUUUUCCUAACACAAGGUUACCCUAAGUGAUAUGUUUUUAUUAGAUUUGUACAUUUCUAUUAUUAUAGUUUUUUAAAUCCAUUUUAACUAUAACUUGUAUAUUAUACACGUAAUUCAGUCUUCGGACUGCGAGGUGUUUCUUUUUUAAUAAACGAUUUAUCUCAUCUCUCUCACAUCUAACAAUGAGACUGUUUUCCGCCAAAAUCGCUGAGCGGCCAACAUUGCAAAAUCUAUGACGUCGGAGGGUAACAGUUCACUGUUACCCGUGAAUGUUGACCAACGACCACAGUUAUAGCGAGGUUUAAUGAAUUUCCAGCUUCAAAAUUUGCAGCUAUAUAACAAAUCACUUAAAGACUGGUCCCUCGGGAAACAGUUAAUUUUGUUUCCCUCGUAGGAACAUCGAGAUUCUGGGGAAACAAAAUAAACUGUUUACCGAGGGAUCAGCCAUCAAGAAAUGGUCGAUUGUACCGGGUCCAAUUCACCAAAAUAAUAGCCUUUUGUCCUAGGUGAUGCUGCUAAAAAAGGACCGAACAGUCUGUGGAUGAUCGUUUAAUCUUCGGCGUGACAAAUCUGUAAUACUAGGGGGGAGAAGAGAGGUUUUUUUGCCUUGAAGCGAUGCUCUUGAUCGGAUCGUGCUUUUAUACUGAGCCCUCUGAACAAAAAAAUAUGAUUUCAGAAAUACCUUACAGAGAACGUUCUUAAACCGUUAUUAAAACAAACUUAUUAUUUGCGCGUCCUACAUUCAAAGUUGUGAUCUUUGAAUGUAAUCCAUACCUUUUUCUAAGAUUAAACGACUUUCGUUCUUAUUCUCACCUAAGCGGCCCAGAAUACGUUUUCACAAUCUUUGUAAUCCACAAACUUUUCCCGCUGAAAAAUUAUUCCACUUUUUUGUGUGCGCAGCUUUAUUCUCCCGAGAAAAGAAAAGAAAAAAAAUUUUAGUCUUUAGUUUACUUUUACGAUCAUUCCGAAACGUUAAGAACGAUAUGCUUUGUUAUCCUGUGGGCGGAACUUCACGAAGGUGAGAUUUUUGAGAUCAUUGUUGUUCGCUUGUUGUUGUUAGUAUUGGCGAGGGCAAUGAACUCUUGAUCAAUUCCUCUCUAUAAAAAAAUGAACAUGCGAGUUCGACGACAGAUAAAACAUUUGCAGAAAAAUGAGACACACAUGGUUAGCUGUUUUAGAGUUGAAUGAGAUGUGUGACCUUGUUGUCUAUUGUUUUUGUGUGGCCUUUAAUAUUCCAUUGCCGGUAAGCACGCAAAAAGAAGAAUAUUGCUAGAAGAGUUAUAAAACAAUUCCAAAGUUAAGCCAAGUUUUCAUGACGAAAACGACUUACGCUGAAGAGGAUUAGAACGUGCACGCGCGCGGAUAAAACAAGGCACGAACAGGGCACGCUUUUUCACAUAGCUGAAAGGGAUGUGAGACUUUUUAUUCAUCUCUUUGUCAGACAAUUGAAGCAUAGAAUUUAAAUGCUUUUUUAUGACGCUGUGAGUAGCAAGGAAGCCAUGCGAAGCGAAAUCAAAAGCGACAAUAUGCCCCGCACUUUUCGAUGAAACAAAUUGUAGAGUCUUAAAUGAAAGAUUUUUUUCCCCGGGUAGCCGUGUGCGAAUUUAUUCAAAUGAAUCGACGAAGCGCUAGUUUUGAAUGCUGAGUUUACCACUUUGAACUUAAUAACCCACUGAGUGCGUGUAUUAGUUAUUCAAAUAAAUCAAUGAAGCGCGAGCGAGAUUUGAAAGCUGAACUAGUUGAACAGGAUGUGUGACUUUGUCGUCUAUUGUUUUUGUUUGCCCUUUAAUAUCCCAUUGCCGGUAAGCACGCGAAAAGAUAAAUAUUGCUAGAAGAGUUAUAGAACAAUUCGAAAGCUGAGCCAAGUUUUCGUGACGAAAACGCCUUUACGCAGAAGUAGGAUUAGAACGUGUACGCGCGCGGCUAAAACAAGGCACGAACAGGGCACGCUUUAGUUCAAUAGCUGAAUGGGAUGUGAGCCUUUUUAUUCAUUCUGUUUGUCAGAAAACUGAAGCACAGAAUUUCAAUGCUUUUUUGAUAACGCUGUGAAAAGCAAGGAAGCCUUGCGAAGCGAAAUCAAAAGCGACAGUAUAUCCCGCUCUUUUCGAUGAAACAGUUUGUAGGAGACUGAAAUGAAAGAUUUUUUUCUCCUGGUAGCUGUGUGCGAAUUUAUUCAAAUGAAUCGACGAAGCACGAGUUUUGAAUGCUAAGUUUACCACUUUGAACUUAAUAACCCAAUGAGUGCGCCAUUAGUUAUUCAAAUGAAUCAAUGAAGAGCGAGAUUUGAAAGCUGAAUUUAAAAACUUGUAAAAAAAUCUUUGAAUGCAGUCUGAACAAUAUUCGCAAAGGGCCUUAAACAACCUUUGCAAUUGUGUAACCGAACCGAUAGGGUGACGAUAGUAUUUUUGUCCCUCUCCCUCUGAGUGAGUUUCUCUCAGAGGCAAAUGUAAUGCACCUAUCAAUGUAAAGCCGGAGGGGGGGGGGGCAGGGCAUGGGGUGGGGACUUGAUUGUCUUUGUUGUCCCUGGGGUAGGGCAUUUGACUGAUCUUGUUCUCCCGGGGGAGGGGAUAUUUGAAUCUUUCUUCGCCCGACGUGGAGAUAUUUGACUGCCGACUCGGACGAAAAAGACUGAUACCGAAUAUGUUUCCCGCUUCCACGCUUCACGCAUGCACCAUACGGUUUGAGAAGAUCAGGAAGUCAUGGAGGCCAAAGAGAACAAGCGAAGGCUGAGUGGAUUUCACUGUUUUGUAUUUAAAUUUCGUUUGUUUUAGCGUGUUUUGAUCAAUUGAACCUCUUAAAAUACUGUGGUAUCAAAGUAAACGGAAGUAAAGAGAAACUAAGUCGAUUUUGCAAGUACAAUUGAUUAGUGUAUCCAUGGCUCAUUCGCUACAAUCACUGUAAACUUAUAAAACUGACUUUCUUUGUACCUUUUACUAAGAACAGUAUAUUUAGACUUACAAAAUGUGGACUUUCUCCGAAAGGUUUAUGUAUUCUACGCAGUGUAACACGGAUUAUGGUUAAAACGUAUAAAUGCAGCUGUAACAGGAACAUGCAUCUUUGUUAAUGCAGCAAAGUUUAUAAAAGAUUGCAGAGUUUUAUUUGGAGAUAUUUUUAUUGUGCCUUUCUUAGGUUCUGCCUUGGGAUUGACAGCAAUGUGCAGCCUGGGGUGGGGAAAUUUGGUUGCAUUUGACUGACAUGAUUGCAAAUUUUUGAAAAAAGUCAAAUCCCCACCCUAUGCCCUGCCCCCGCCGGCAUUACAUUGAUAGGUGCAUAACCCUUACCCUCCCCCCGAUCAAUACUGUUCACUCCUUGACACUCGCCGAAGUUUCAAAUUUACCGCCUCAGUAGUCAUCGGAAUUUUGCAUGUGUACAGACGCCAUUGUUUAAGUCAUUUCAAAAAUGACCGAAUAUGGCCAAUUUUACAACAGAAAACAAUACCUAUUGUUUUCGAAUUGGACCCGCUGAUUCGCCAUGUUAACUUUGGCAUGUGUGGACGAAACCCUAUGAUAAUACCAUUCUAAUAAAACCUCUCUGGCAAGACUUUUGCAUCCCACUUAUUCUUUCUCAGUAUUUUGCAAAAGUAAAUUUGAAUUUUGGGGGGAAAUUUGUUGCUGAAUGGCAGCUACUAGGAGUGAAGGGUUCAAAAUGAACUAGCCACGCCAACAAAGGAAGACAGAUUCUGGUAUCUUUGAGGGCUCCGACGAACACCUCCGUUAUUUUUAUGUUUAAAUGACGUAGUUUUAAUUGGCGUCUCUCAUCGAUCUUUUUUCUGUUUUCAAUGCUCAAUUAUCUCGCUUUGCACAAAUUUAAUCCAGGGACCUUCUCUCCGCCGCUAACUGGUUUCUAUGGUGCCUCGCGAGAAAUCAUGUGAAUGACCAUGAACGGAAAUCACUUCACUACUUCCUUUUCCUAUCGGACGCAUUUCUAAUCUGUAAUUACCCUUGGACCAGACCAAAUCUUGGCUCAAUUGUACUACUAUUUAUACGUAUGUUUAUUCCUCUGUUAGCCAUAAGAUACAGAGUGGAACGUGGGAAUCGACAAAGAUCCAAACGAAAGCUUACAGCAGCAACAUCAAAGACUUCAUAGCAAAAUGGAUGCAGUCAAAUGGCUCUUCUAUGACUUUGAUUGACAGCUGUGUUGGAGCGCACUGCAACCCAACUUGUCCUGGGCAAUUUUUGUUUGCAGACCCCGCGGCAAUUUGGAAACAGUCAGUUCAAACUACUAUUCUUUUACUUUCCUUGGUGAUUACAAUUGUAAGCUUGGGAUAUAAAGCCACCUUCUUCUUACAGCAUUACUACUUGAACAGGAAACAAAGGCAUUACCUUAAUGAGUUUGCAAGUUCUCCAGUUACAAGGGAGGUGGGUAAAACUCUACUCGAUAUAUUUCUUUAUCACGCAUUGGAGCGCUUCAGUACAAAGGCUUUUCUGUUAACCUCCAUGUAGCCUUAUGUAAGGCAAUCCAAUACAGCCGUAAAUGCUGGAUUCCACGCUGUGGAUUCCAGAAUCCAGGUACUGGAUCCCAGAUUUGUUUUCAGUGGAACUUGGAUUCCGGAUUUCAAUCGUUAGCGGGUUUCCAGAUUCCUUGGGCUGAAUUCCGGUUCCACAGCCCAGGAUUCCAGAAUCCAAUAGAAAACGUUUCCCGGAUUCCUGAAUCCGGAUUAUCGUAAAUCCUCUAUUAAGCUCCCCCCCGGGGGGCUUAUUUAUUUCAAGCCCAUUUGAGGGGGAGCUUAAUAGAAACGGGGGGCUUAUUUAAUUUAGAAACGACGAUGGUAUCAGUUCUCCAUAAAGAACUAGAAUACAAAAUGGAAAAGCUCAAGCACAAGAAGGUUGGAGGUCACGCAGCCGAGGAUCAGAAUCAAAUCCGAACUUCCAGUUGGUAAAUAAAUCCACCCCGGAUCAGUCCACACGUUUUACAGUCGUGAUUGAUUAAGACCGAUUUAUCAUUUAUUAAUUAAGAAUAAUUAGAGGAGGGAAGGGGAAUAGAGAGGGGAGCUAAUUAACUUUCUUCCCCUGAAAAGGGGGUUCUUUUUAGAGGGAUGGGCCUUAUUUGAGACGGGGGGCUUAAUAGAGGAUUUAUGGUAACUUACGUGGAAUGAUUCCAUAAAACACAGUCGAUUAUUCAUGUCUUUCAGCUUCCACCAUGUGCACCCCAUGAAAUGACCAGUAUCGCCUGCCUUUUCCUAAGUUACUCAGUUAAUGUUGCGCAUCAGAAACCAACUAAAGACAAAGGUGAGAGAAAACCACUUGCAGUUGUAACCAUUCCUCCUAAAACGAGGGCUAGUUAAGGUAACUUGGAAACGACACCAUAUUUCAAAAUGGUGGUAAAAAUAUUUCCUUUAUAUCUUUGUCAAUUAGUCCUUUUUGCCUCUAUUGCCGAUCUGCAGAAUGAAAAAACAUUUUACCUUGAAGAGACGCAUUGAUGGAGUUAUGGCAGUGGAAAUUUGCUGUCGACAACAUCGUUAUUGAUAUUAAAAUUCGUAUUUCUUGAAAUCGACGAUAUUUAUAGCUCAAAACUUUGGCAUCCAUUGGAAUUCUAGUGCUUUUGCAGAUAGCUUGAUAUUCUCUAACUAACGGAAAUCAUCUAAGAUAAGCUUUCUAUCAAACAUAACUGCUAGGUCGUAGUACAGGACGUUACCGAAAUUUCGUGGCGUGAGAAUGAAUUAAACAUUUCCAGUUAAGGUCGACACGGCGUUUGAGUUUAGAAAAUAUAUUUCGGAUACUUCAGUAUCCAUCAUCAGCUCAAGGAUUACUACAAUUGAAAUAUUUCAAUAUAUUAAUGUUAAUAAUCUCCUUUGAUUAAUGUUCAUUUUGUUACUAAUACGGAUAUCAAUAAUAGGUGGACUUGGAUAAUACAGUUGAUAUUGAUGCUGAUGUUGAUAUUGAUUUUUAGGGGACAAGAAACUAGCAGCAAACAAAAGUGAGGCAGAUUCAAAUGAAGCAAAGACUGAAUGCCCCGUGAAUAUCAAACAACAUACGAUUUGUGAUAUUGAAGGUACUGGUGGCAGCGAAAACCACCCAGAGCCUCCCGUAUCUACUCAGGCUGUUAACUUAGGCUUUGUUACAAUUCCCGAGGAAAAACCGGUUAAUCCUCACAAAACUAUUCGUUUCAGCGAAAGCGAAACAGAUUUUGAAGAAUUUCACAAGGCAGACGGUCUCAGCACGGGAAAAGAGAGGAGAAAUAGUUUACAGACUGCCUGGAGAAAACUUUCCGAUUCCGCUUAUGUUGAAAUAGACCAAGGCAAUCCCCGGGAAAAGAAAAUUCUUGACAAUGUUUCAGUUUACUUUAAUCCUGGUGAACUGGUGGCAAUCAUGGGUCCAUCUGGUUCAGGGAAGACUACCCUUCUUGAUUUGCUCACAGGAAGGAGGACAAGCGGCCACAGCCGGGUACGUACGUAAUGAACCACAGUGAGACCUCUAUUCAAGGGACACCCUCGGGACCAGCGCAAGUGUCUCUUGAAAAGAGGAUGGCCUGGGGUUUGUUAAAGGGAACCUCCACUCUUACUACAGAAUAAGUUUAAAUCGAAUAAAAUUAUGUUGAUAAACAAAUUUGUUCGAAAUUUGUCUUUAAAAAAGUGUUUAUAUCGGGAAAAGUGAAUUUUAAAAUCGCUUAUUUUCACUUUCAAAUUUCGCGGGCGCCGCCAUCUUGAAUAAUUGUGACGUGUUACGGUUGCUCUAUUGUUCUGACACAAAGAGCUUUUGUUUAAUAACAAUAGGGCAACCAUUACACGUCACAAUUAUUCAAGAUGGCGACGCCCGCAAAAUUUGAAAACAAAAAUAGGCGAAUCUAAAAGUUAUUUCUUUCGGAUACAAACGCUUUCUUUAAAAAUAUUUUAGAUUGAUUUGACUGUAACAGUUAUUUCCUGUGAUUUAAAGUUAUCUUUUUGUUGAAGUGGAGGUUCCUUUAACGAAUCAUAGCUUGCUAACCAUUGCAUCUUGAUCACUGAGAUCUCAGUGCUCAAUUUAGUUUUAGUUCAAAUUGAUAGUCUGUGUCCCUGCUUAGUUAUUACUAAGUUUUACUCUGAGGUCUAAGAACUCAACGUAAUCUUAAGUACAUGUAGUCUGUGCAACGUUUAGCUCCUUCGGUAGAGAGUGAGGAAUAUCAGGGACAGGAAAAUGCCAAUUGUUUGCCGACUGAUUGAAGUAACCAGUUCGUCUGCACAUAGUUGUCGACAACUUUCUUUUUAUUUCUUGAGGCACUGACAAACCGACGUUCCUCAUUCCGUAUACCAACAGGGUAGUGUCUACAUUAACGGAGAGAGUCUGGGUGACGUACAAGACUGGUACGCCCGAAGGAUUGGUUACGUGUUACAGCUAGCUGUACCUUAUUACGAAGAACUCACUGUUCGACAGAAUGUGUUUUUCGCAGCGCACAUGAGGCUCCCUAAGAGAAUGAGCCACUCAAAAAAGUUUGAACGAGUAGAGCAGAUACUUGAAGAGGUAAGUUCUGAUUCGUUUGUUACAAGUGAAUCAGGUGACUCCAUACAACUCUGCGCAUUCAGAAGUGUCGACCUCUACGGCAUAACUAAAAAUCCUUUUCACUCACUGCAGUACACUCAUCAUCAAAAUCACCUUUACCUUAAGGGGUCUUUAAGGGUGUGGAUAGGGUAGGAUUCACGAUUAAAAUGUUGUAUUUUUCGCUGAAUGUCCUAGAAACAACUUACUAUAGGGACUGAAACGGUUAAUUUCUUUUCAGACAGGUCUUGUAUCCCUUGCCGAUACAGUUGUUGGUGGAUCUGUUGGUCCAGGACUCAGCGGGGGACAAAAACGUCGCCUGUGCGUUGCUCUGCAGAUGAUCAACCUGCCUUCUGUACUCUUUUUGGACGAGCCAACGUCAGGUAGUCUCAUUUGUAACGAAUAGAAAACGAAAUUUUCCUGUCUCCACCCAAAAUGUUCAAAUAUGAUGUAGAGAUGUAAAGACGGUUCUAAAAUUGCACGCUCUAUGAUUGUCAGAAUGGCUGAUCCAGAAGGGGCCUGGGGUCUAACCCUCUACCCCUACCCCCCACCCCCCACCCCCCCCCCCCCGCCACCUCUCUUAAUGAAGAUAUCAGAGCAUAGCAUUCACAGAAUGAUCGCAUUUAUCUGAUAGUCUAUAAACUAGGGCUAGCAAAGCACGUCACCUUUUAGCCAUAAACUUUCACGAGCAUAAUCAAGUUUGUCUCUAAUAUAAAGCAGGAGCGAAAAGUCCAUAUACGCACAUACGCCCGUGCGUGCAUGUACAUGCGUGUUUGGGUUAGUAUUUUCCGUAUCCUUUUAUUAUUCCACAAUUCUGACUGCUAGAGAUGAGUAGAAUAAACAACUAACUACUACAUUUUCCUGCUAAUUGAUUUAUUGAAAAUUUCCUACGGAAAACGCUGGAAAAGACCCUAACGUUAAGAUUUUUCUGGGGGAUGCCCUCAGACCCCCCUAGGUUGGGCCGCGUUCAGCGCUACACCUUUUCUUCCCCGCGAACGUACACCUUCAAAAUCUUACGCUUAGUCACGCCCCUAAACAAAAUGUGCUAAAACAUGAGAACCAUCCCCAGCAACCGCUCUUUCGUGAUAUGACUUUUAAAGUACUUUUUGUAGGUCUGGAUGCAUCCUCCUCUCUUGAGCUGCUACAGCAUUUGAACGUUGUAGCAGAAUCAGGCAGACUUAUUAUACUCACCAUUCAUCAACCCAGACUGGAAAUCUUCCAUCUCUUCCACAAGAUUCUUUUGUUGUGUGAUGGCCAGGUGAGUAACUGCUCGCCCCAUAUGGGUAACUGCUCGCCCCAUGUGGGUCGCCCCUCACCCCAUGUAAGGGAAUCCAACUUAUCCAAAACAGUCUUGGAUUCUGGAUUCCGCAUCGUGGAUUCCAGAUUCCAAGUGCUGUAAUCCAGAUUCUUUGCCAGUGGAACUUGGAUUGCGGAUUCCAAUCCUUAGUGGGAUUCCGGAUUCCUUGAGCUGUAUUCUGGAUCAAAAACCCAGGAUUCUGGUUUGCACAAGAAAAAUAGUUCCUGAUUCCAGAUCAAACAAGCAAAAUGUUCCCAGAUUCCGUAAUCCGGAUUCCCUUAUAUAGAGCGUAACUGUUGUGAUCAAAGUUGAUUCAUUCGUAGUUGACUUAUAUAUGGUUCAUGCCAUACAUCGGGAUUCACCUAGAUUAAUAUAGUUUUGUUGCCGAGUAGGACGAAGAAGAUCAAUAAAGAAGUUAGCUUCUAAAGAAAUUUUGGAGUUGCGUCGGCGGGCGAGUGUGAUGUAACGGAGUCGAUAAACCAUAACAAAGAGGACAAAGGGUAGUGCUCAAAACUUCAACUCCACCCCGCAGUCCAACUCCUUACCCUUUUACAUACCAUUUUUGACAGAAAAGGUACCCAUCUCAUAUACCUUCGAUUGACAAAUGGUACCCCUUUCAUAACCUAGUUUAAAACGCUGCAUCCCUUUUAACUGCCGUAAAUGUACUGUCUUUAAUAUAUGAUACAAUUAUAAAAUGCAUAUGUUAGGCAAUUUGGGCAUUUUUACCGCCCAAAAUAACAGAUUUCGCUAUCCUUUCAUAUACCUGAAGCCUACAAAAGGUACUCCUUUAAGGCGAAGCCUCCCCGUAUAGGCCGUUGUAAGGAGUACCCCCCCCCCUCCCCUCCUCCCCCCCCACCCCAAGCCUACGUUAUCAACUUCUUUGAUAAAAUCAAAUCUUUGGUUUACAACGUCGUUAUAUCGCUAUCCAUCCACUUGGUAAAUCUCUGUCCACUGGAUAACGCAAUUGGUUUCCUUAAUGCUUAUUCAUUGGACAGUGAUAUCCACUGGAUAGUGCUAUCCAACGUUUAAAUAACAAAGACCUGCUGUCUGAUUUUUGCGGACUGGUUCAAUAAUUGAAGUUAGCAACAGAGCUGAUCUAAAAAUAAACUUGUCCGUGAUCAACGCCAUGUCAGUAGUGAUAUCAAAGCAUACCCUUUAAAUAUUUCUUUUUUUUUUCAGGUAGCGUUUUAUGGCGAGCCCACUAACGUCCCGAGUCUCUUUGUUGAGGCAUAUUUGAAGUCAACAACAAAAGAAUUUCGGAUGAGUGAAAACGCUCCAAACAUUGAUGCGAAAAACCCAGCAGGUUGGUGUUACUUAAUAUAUCAGAUGGAAUCAAACCAUAGCCUGCGAAAACAGCCGUUUUUUCUCGCUCCGUUUCUCGCUCCUCGCCGUUGGGGACGUUUCGGCUGUUUUCGCACGCUAAUCAAACCACAACUAGGAAAACAUAUCUCAGAAAUUGGGCCCAGUUGACAUCUUUCUUUUUUUUCUUCUUUUAAUAUAUGUCCUCUGAGUAACGAAGUACCAGAGUGAUGUCCUUAUUGAUUAUAGGAGUGCUCAUACAAUAGUUGAACUAGAGCAAAAUACAAGUAGACUAAUGGAACUGGAUUAAAUCUUGAACUUUUAUUGCUACUCAGAGUUUCGUGAUUUCAUGCCUCUCGCGAAGCAAUCAUCAGGCAACUGCUAAAAGUAACGGUUACAUUCAAAGAUAUAAGGAUCGAAAACAGAACAAUAAAUACUAGGCGUGGCGCAUCAUACCGCUACUAAACACUGCUCUAAUUUGAUUCAGAGUAGACUUCGUCGCAAAUUUGACUUGACCUUUAUAAGCAUCACUAUUAAUCAGCGGUAUGACCAGCCACGCACCACACGCCACGCCCCACGCCUAGCAUUUAUUGUUCUGUUUUCACUAUAUCUUUGAAUGUAACCGUUACUUUCAGCAGUUGCCUGAUGAUUGCUUCGCAAGAAGCAUGAAACUCAGCUGAGUAGCAAUAAAUUUUCAAGACUUUAAUCCAGUUCCAUGAGUCUACUUGUCCUCUGAGUAAUAACGUAUGUGUUUCGGGUCGCUCUAUGUAAGGUAAUUCAAGACAGUCUAUCUUGGAUUCUGGAUUCCACCAUGUGGAUUCCGGAACCGAUUUCUUCGAGUGGAACUGGGAUUCCGGGUUUUAAUCGUUAGCCGAAUUUCGGAUUCCUUGAGCUUAAUUCCGGAUUCCAAAGCCCAGGAACAAGCAAAAAAAUCCAGGAUUCUAGAAUCCGGAACACCUUACAUGUGGUAAUUUAAGGAUUUGAAAGAGCAUUAUGUUAGAGCUUUUUUCUCAGUUCGCCUUCCCAGUGUUGGUGCACUGCUUCUAGCAUACGGCUAUUUUUUUUUCCAUUCAGACACUAUAAUGGAUAUACUGAACUGCCCCGACGCUCGACGUUCCAUUCUCGCUUAUUACCAAAAAAGUGGUGAGCCACAGGCUGUCCAAGAAGCUAUCAUGACCUCCCUGCGCAAACAAACCAACACCAAUAAACGAAAAAGAAGAUUCAGAAAGAAUAGGUGAGUGAUUUAAGUGUCGAUAAUCUCAUCAAAGAGAACUUACAUAGCUUAUACAGUUAAGGUGGCUGAACACAGUUUUCGCAGUUUGUCAGUAUAUGUCAUUUGCCAGAUCAUGGAAAGAGAAAGGUUGCAGCUCAGAAGCUGAAACUUGGCAAGUGAAAAAUAUACUGAUGAAACAUUUUGAUUGACAGGUAAAAUCUUUCCAUGGCAACAUGACAGUUUGAAUACAACUUUAAAAUUUCACUUUUGCUGAGUUUACAUAAAAUUUGCUCAUUAGAUUUUCCGAUAAACGUGCACACAGCUUACUAUUAUUAAUCAUUACCACUUGAAACUUAUUUGACCAAAUUUUAACAGACGGGUUUUUAGAUAAUCAAUGAAAUAAUUGUACUGUAAUUAUUAAUGUGUCACAAAAACCGUCUGUUUAACUUCCAUUUUAGAGUUCUCAUUAUUUAAAAUACGAAAAAAGCAAAAAUUCUGCCAAAUAUCACAAAAUUUUAAUGGGUAGUUUUUGAGAAAUCGUCUACUGUGUAUCAUUGCUUUUUUCGCUGCCAUGUUUGUUUGUCUAAUUUAAAACACGUCCCGUCACGCGAUUUACCGCUGACCGCCCACAAAACUGUGUUCAGCCACCUAAACUGAACGGCUCCUGAAGUUAGGGAAGCCUGCGACGCUUUUCUUCUUUUUGUAAACUGUCGGAGAAUGUACUUCAAAAAUUAAAAAUUGAAAGCAGAGACCUUUAGAUUCGAGGACGAGGACGACUACGAGUACGAGAUUUGACUUGAAGUUUUUUCGGGUAUUCUCGAAUUAUAAACACCCCGGAAAGCUUCAUUUUUCCAUUUUUCACUAGAAAAGUUAGAACUGUUACCUUUAUUGAAGGACAUUGAAAAUUAAUCAAAGAAACAAACUUGGAACACUUAAAAAGCCCAUGUUCAGUUUAUUUGAUGUGAUUAUGUUUAAAAAGUAGUGGGAUAAUAGAGCGAAAUAUUUAGUGCACGACUUCCAGUGAGCAAUAUUUGAAAUAGUCGCCUCCCUCGAAUAAUCGGCUCCUUUUGGUGCGAAAUAAUUAAUAAUUCGAGGAAAUACGGUACAGCCCAAAAAAGGCUCAUCAUCAACUGUACGCUAUUCCCCAUUUCCCUCCCUUACAACUCAACGUUUCAUAAUACAAUUUUCGGUUGUAGUUGUUGUUGUUGAUAUUAUUAUUUUCUUAACAGCUCUUUUUUCUUUGUUCGAGUUUCAUUUUCAAAAACGAAUGAAAUAUUCUUUUUUGUUGAUUGCUCUAGGGAUGUAGGCGGAGGGACAUUCAACAGAGUCUUCGUUCUUGAAGCUCGAACGUCGGAGAGACAGUCGUUAGGCCAGAUGCUAUAUUUUCCAUUUAUAUUCUUAGUAUUUGGAUUUGUAACAGGUAAUUGAGGGCCCCCAAUAGGGUUCUUCAAUCCCGUAAUCCAGACCCAAAAUUUCGUGCAAUUACGUAAUCCCGAGGGAUAUUUUUAGCCUCCCAUUUUCCACACAUACUUUCACUUCCGAAUAUCUCCCCGAUUUUACUCUAAAAUCCCGAAUCCCAAACUUCAAACAAGGGAAACCCAGGAUUCCGAAAACUUAAUGGGGACCUUCGUAAUUCACUUAGCCGGAAAGCAAAAAAAAAGGAUGCUUCUUGCAAAUAGCAAUAAUCACAUAUCAGAACCUGACUCGUCCCGGAGUUGUCUCUCACAACCUCUUCCUAGUGGCGCGAGGGGUGUGAUGGGAAGGCGGAAUGCAAUGGUCAGGUGGUUCCCUUCCCAUCACCCCCUGCUACUGCCGUGCUCGUUACGCGCGAAGACGACUGGGGACGAGUCAGUAUCCCAACUGAAUUUUAUUUUUUUAAUUUUUUUACAGGAACUGUUUAUUUCCGAGCUGAAGAAAAAGAUGGAAUUUUACUGAUGUCCGCUUUCUGUGUGUAUUGCUGUGCCAGUCCACUGUUCCUGAGCUCUGUUUUAAUGGCGCACCUCAAUAAAGUUUUAGAUGUAAGUGAAGCCUCAUCAACCAAUCCAGAAGCGACGCGAAGCACUACCCGUUGCUAUGUGACGUCACACUGGCACGAGGAAUGGGUCAAUAAACGUAAUUGGAAAACAAUAGAGUCGGCUCCCUCCUGAACCAAUCUUACAUAUUUGUUUUGGGACUUAUUUUCCUUCUCUUUUAAUUUACGAUGGCCCAGGAACAAAAGUCUUUACUUUCCUUUAUCCUUUUUUUCCUUGAUUUUUCUCCUUGGUUUCCGUCCCUUAAUCUUGCCAUCUUUUUUCCAUGCUGUACCAUCUUCCAACCCAUCCCUCUGAUCUCUCACCCGUCCAUCUAUCCAUUUUCCACGUACAUCUCCUACGCAUUCAUUCAUCCAUUCAUCGACACCGACAUCCAUUUUUCACCCACUCAUCCACCUAUCUAGUUAGCCAGCCAUCAAUUUCCCAUUAAUGUAUUCAUUAGCCAUCCAUCCAUCGUUCAAUCAGUCUAUUCAUUCUUCUAUCUACCCAUCCAUUCAUUUAGCUUAAGUAAUAUUCCCAUUUUUCUUUCCCUUUCCUUUCUCUGCCUAUUUCUUCUUUAUCUAAAUGCCUCCUUCCAUCCAAUUUUUCUCUCUUCUAAUAACCCGAUGUCUUCCCCUACGUUCUUCCUUUUCUGUUAAAACUCCCUAAGCAAAUAGACCAACUAACUAUGAUACAAAAAAAUAUCUUGCCUUUCACAAAAUACGUAAUCAGUUCUUAUGAUUGAAUUGCAGAUAUUUCGUCUUGAGCGUGCAGAUGGUUGUGGUCGAUCCUACGAGAACGUCAUUCAAACUUACUUGAGAAUUUCUGCUCUGUGCACACUUCCUGUGAUCAUUUGUUCUGUCAUGACAUAUUUUACGGUAUGUCAAAAAACUACCAAAAAAUACUGUCACCAAGGGUUGAUUUCCACUGACGCGUUUUUGGCUACGCACGUUAACGCACAUAAAUUUUAUUGAGGUAAAUAAAUAGAGGCAAGAUAAAAAGUGCUGAGCUCAAACGAGAAGUUGAGCCAGGUUCAACUUUUACGCUUACAAGCGACCUUUCAUGCAUUGCCUCUAUUUUUUUGCGAACGUACAUUUUACGCACGUACCCACGUAAAAAUUACGCGACACUGGAAACAAACCUUAAGACUCUUUUUGUUCAUUUCAAGACAUUCUGAAAAGAAAAAGCGAGUCAGUUUGGUUUUUUUUUGGAAAUUUGCUAACAUGGGUUUGAACAUUGUCUUUUCGUAGGUGAUGACAUCAUACGAUUUGUGGAAGUUCACACAGGUGACAAUAAUUUCACUUGUUUUAAAUCAAACAUGGAUUGCUAUUUACAUGAUGGUUAUUUGUGCGCAGCCGCGGAUCGCUCAUCGUAUCUGUCCAAUGGUGUCAGCCACUGCUGGCUUUGCAGGAGGCUUUUUAGUUCCUAGGCCCUUGAUGCCACCUGGGUAAGAUGAUGCUUUAGGUAGAUGACGUGUUCCAUAUACUUCAUAAUGUUCUCUUACAUGUCAUCAUGUGCUGAUCGUAGAGAAGGAUUUUUUAUCUCCGAGAUAACUCUUCAAAUAUUUAAAUACAGUAGCUGUUUCUCAAUAGGAUACUUAAAGUAGGCGCGAUUCCACGAUUGACUUCGGAUUCAGUGAAUCCUAUGGACCAAAAAAAUAUAUUGGAAUACAUAAAACUAGAUAAAAUACACGUCGUCUGAUGAAAUAAGAAACUUGUGCGCACACCUGUAUCCCAGUGGAAAGCAAGAACUAAGGAACUAAGGGUAUAAAGAUGAUAUAGUGAGUUUCGUACGACCUUGCAAUGAAAACUCGCGAACAAAACAGAAAAAACAAACGAAAAGAAACAGAGUGUUUUGAUUGGUUUAUCGAAUGGAUACAAAUGCGCGUGGCUUUUAGUUUGUUAAGCGAACGCUCAGGUGCAAAAACUUCAUACCCGAGAACUUUCUAGAAAUCAACCGACAGUUCGCUAUGACGUCAUACUGCAACACGAUUGACCAACCGUUGCCCAUCGUCUCCAUUUUAUUCCACUAAUGCUAUAAACGUCGACACGAACUGCCUGGAUUUAAAUCCUCACUGUUCAAGUUUCUCUCCAAAUCAAAACACGAUCCGCUAUGAAUGACUCACUGAGAUUUUUUUUUCAAGGUACAAUCUGCUGUUCUUCAUAAACCCUCAGUUUUAUGGGUAUGCAGCUAUCACUAAAGUUUUAUUAAAGAAUAAUCGUCUGAAAUGCCAAUACGAGUCCACUUUAAACUGUAUCAGUACAGAAGGAAACGCUGUAUUGUCUAGAUUUGGAUUCCAUGAUGUUAACAUCUAUGAACAUCUGGCGGUAAGUUAAAAUAUAAUUAACUCCAGGAUGACUCUCAUAAUAUGAAAGAGACGGGAAAAUAGAAUACAUGUAGCGUUAGAACUAAAACGCUAAGGGAGGUUAAUUUGGGGGGGGGGCUCAGACUCUUACAGUAGUCUAUGCUUCAACAUAGCUCUAACCAAUGAAAUGCAAUUUCUACCCCUUAUUUUUUUGUAUUUUCAAUUUAUUUGAUUUUUUUUUUCACGCGAAUCACCUAUUUCACUUAUAUAAGAGCAUUAUAUUUUCAAAAUCUUGCCUUUUAGAUACUACUUGGAAUGACAGUUUUGUCACUACUUCUGGCAUGGUUCUUUCUUGAGUUAAAGUACAUCAUCAGGAAGCUCUUUUCCAGGAAGUAAGUUGCUCUUGGCCAUUAUUACAACUAAAAAGCAACAAACAUGGACUAAUCUGCUUGAGAAAAUUUGGCUUUGAUAGUGUAACAGUUAUUUCGCACCUCUACCCGCACAUAAUUGAACGAAGAAGGAAUUGAAACGAGUGGAUAGCUCAUUUAAAUGAUGAGUGUAGGACUAUGUUUCGUUAUUAUUUCGUUACUGCGCUUUUCAAAAACACGCGAAUUCUGAAGUUCAAAAGCCAACUGACGUUUGCGUUUUAGCGGACCUCUUAGGAAAAAGAACUUUACUUAGACGGGUUCAAAAGUUCAUGGUCUGUGGUCUUUGAUUGGUGGAUUUCGUUCCAUUUUAUGUGUCUCUGUGUCUCAAGGCUCGUUGCUUGUGAUCGUAAUUAUGAUUGACAGCAGCGAAAAACGCAAUUGCGAAGACGACUUUUGAACCUUUAGAGUUCGCGUUUUUGUGAAAAGCGUAGUAAAGACGUCAACCGUAAGUGUAAAUCAAGUUUUUUCUCUCAGCUCCUAAGCUUGAAGUACCUGUCUAUGAGUUCUAUCCUACCUCCCAUUAACCGCCGCCUGCCAGUUAGUUAAAUUAGCUAAGUGCUAGUCUGCAGAGGGGGAGGCCACUGUUUCAAAGCACGUCCGGAACAACACUUGGGCUUUUAAAAUAACUGAAGAGAAAGCGAUGCCCUUGUAAUGAAGUCUGUAAACGGUUAGACUUUCUAGUCAGGCUACCUGGUCCCGAGAAUCCCAAAAGUGUCUCGCGAGGACAGACAAAAGAUUUUGAGAAAACCAAGUACCUCAACCCUUUAAGCCCUAAGAGUGAUGAGCGUCAAAUUUCUCCUUGUAAUAUCAAUGCAUUAUAAAACAGAGUGGUCAUGAGAAUUAAGGACAUGAUCACACAAGAUGGAUCUAAUUGAUACUUCAACACAUUCCCCCCACUACUUCUUUGGAAAACGUAUAGGGAUAACAAAUGAGAACCUGAAUUUUGAUAUCAGGGUUUAAAGGGUUAAAUUUGUUUGUUCUCUUUCUCCUUAGGUCAUCAAUAUUUUCAAAAGAUGAGAGGUUCGAGUGUCCCAAGGAAAAUCUGCACGGCCGGGAAGGGCGGCGAAAAUCGACAUUGCAUGUUAUAUCAGAAAAUGAUGGCUUGCACAGUGUUAGGGUUCAAGGCAGGGAAGAAGCCCAGAAAAGUAGAAGGCCAGGUUCCAGAAAAGAGCGAUGGCAGAGCACUCGAAAAAGGCUGACAGAAAGAAAGCAAAGUUUAGCAGAACAACAAGAAAUAAUACAAAACAAGUGGGAUCACUUUCUAAGAUGUAGGAGUUCCAGUCUCCCACCCGAUGCUGAUCAAAGUAAAAUUCAGGAAACUGCGUUUAGACGCCGUAUUCAUUCUGAGGGAAAUCUCCGAGUGCAUUUACCAGAUCCAAUAAAGGAGUCUCCGUUUGAAGAUGACCCCGACCGAAACAAAGUAAGAAUUCAAGAAUCUUCGUUUAGGCGCAUUCAUAGUGAAGAAAACGUCCGAUUAAGUAUUCACACCCCAAAAAAAGAGCGUCCGUUUGAAGAUGAGCUGAAGGAAGAUGAAGUCUUUCAAGAGGGUAUGCAAUUAAGCCCUGUUAUGGCCCUUGAAGUUAGAGGAAACAAGCAGGAAGUUAUUACAGAUAACCGCAAUCAAGGCAGUAACGGAGAGGAAACGGUUUUAUGGAUUAAGUUCGACGACGGCGGAGCAAAGGAACGCCCGGAAUCCACCUCAAGUUUAGAAACAACAUUCUAA